UAGCGGGUGUGGCGUUAUCUCGGCCUGCAAAUCUUCCUUAAUAAGGCUACUCGCUGUAGUUUAAUAUGUUUUGACUAUGCAGAUAUGCCUCGUCCGCCAGUGCUUCCGGAAAACAGGCGAAGGGUUGCGGAAGCAUGCACACCCUGUAAAGCCGCCAAAAGACGAUGCGAUUCGAGGCAUCCGUGUUCGGCUUGCCAACAGCGAGGGCUGAUGUCUCAAUGUCGCUACACUUCAACCUCUCGCCGGCGCCCGCGAAACAGUGCCACGCCGCAGAGGCAGAUUGACCCCAUUCAAGAGGGAGUCUCACAGGAAGCCUCAUUGUCCGAGGUCACUGUCCUCACAUCCGACCAGAUCCUCCACAGUCCGCAUGGACAGAGCGUCUUCCUUGGGGACUGCGCGCCAUUAUCUUUCCUGCAGCUGUUGCGACAGGCGUUUGGACAGCACUUUAUCCACCAGGAGGACACUUCGUCAGAUGGCAGCCCUUCCACCCAUCGCCUGAUGCUUGAGGAAGACCUUGGUGGGCCUGACCUCCCUCUUUCUGCGUCAAUCGAUGUGGAGGAUCUAGGAGAGCUCGUCGAUGCCUUUUUUGACGCUACGUGUCGAGUAAUAGAAGUCGAUACCAGAUCCGGCGUCCAUGAAAGCCUGCGGCUUGCUACGCGAAAGGAGCGGUUUGAGAUACGUGAACUACCGAUUGAUCUCAAACUCAUCCUAGCCAUCGGCGCCCAGUGCCGCUUGCAAAACGCGCAAGACAGGCAAAUCUCGCAGGCGCUGUGGGUCGAUGCUAAGCCUGACGUCCUGGGCACGAUACUCCAGCCAGCCAGCGUUGAUACGGUUGUACUGAAUUUGUUAACCUCGUUCUAUAUGCUGGCCCGGUAUCGCCGGAACUCUGCUUGCCUGUUCAUCGGGGUGGCAGCGCAACUUGCACAUGCCCUCGGACUACAUAGGAUUGCCGAUGAGGAGCUGUCGUCUGUGACGUCGCAUAAAGCCCGGGUGUGGAAGAGUAUCCAUAUAUUAGACACGAUCUUCUGUUCCAUUCUGGGCCGGCCAUUCGUUACUGCGCACGUGUCAGUUCAAGACCAACUAGCACAGGCCACCGAUCUUGAUCAAUCAUUCCGAUUGUCCACGAUAGUUCGGAAGAUGCUCGUAGGUAUUUGUUCAAAGAAGCAGCUCAGCGUGGCAGAUGCCGAGGAGGUCCUCGUCCUUCUCACUCGCUGGCGUGAGGACUUUGUCGCACAAUCCAAGGAGAGUUGCGGUGCUCCUCUGACCAAUAUAUCGUGCUUGUACUAUCAUGCGGUGCUCGUUACCACUCGGCCAUUCCUGGUCUUCUCUCUCAAGGGCACCGAAGGCCCCGCUUGCUCUGAAAACGAACUCCUCCAUUUAGGGCAUCAAACAUCUGUAGCGAGUCUCGCAUCUGCAUGCUUAGAUUCGGCCAUUUAUAUUAUCCAAGCAUGUCACGAUGCCGUGGAAAUGGGAUUUGGCCUUGAGAACCCAUGCUUUAUCAAGGCUUGGACAUUUUCUGCGGGUCUAACGCUGGCCUUUCGAAUCUUCGCCCCCAACAACACACUUGCUGACAUUGAAGAUGCCUAUCAACAGGCCUUGGCCAUUUUAGAGCGACUGUCGCCCCAGAGCCCUCAUGCACAGCAAUAUAGUCGGAUAUUGCGCGACAUCCACGUAGCUGUUCAAAAUAGACGAGAGAGACAGAUUUUCCAGCGAAGGCAAAGCACCAGAAUAUUGGUGGACCGGAUUUGCGUUGGAGAGGCCACGCCAGGACCAGACCCGCCGUCGACUACGACAGCAGAGUGGCUAGUGGGAGGAGCAGCAGCAAAUUCCUUUGCCGAAGAAGAACUGCUGUCGAUGGAUCUGUUGGGGAGCUUUUCCUUCCCGUUUGAGAGUGAAUAUGACCUGGAUAUGCUCAGCUUAUCUGGGUUGAGCACAGCACAAUAUGUCCGGGAUAGCUAGAACGAACCCACGUUGGAGACCAGCUAGAUAUAACGAUGGCGUAUGUUGCUCCGCAUUAUAGCACAGGCUAUGAGCAAUAGUAAGUCGUUAUCA
Aspergillus versicolor CBS 583.65 is the source of this 2052-nucleotide messenger RNA. RefSeq lists its product as uncharacterized. Bases 85 to 1959 code for a protein of 624 amino acids. Gene Ontology annotation, cellular component: nucleus. Gene Ontology annotation, molecular function: DNA-binding transcription factor activity, RNA polymerase II-specific; zinc ion binding; RNA polymerase II cis-regulatory region sequence-specific DNA binding. The record is from RefSeq and is a predicted model, not a curated record. Gene Ontology annotation, biological process: positive regulation of transcription from RNA polymerase II promoter by galactose; DNA-templated transcription. The transcript is spliced from 5 exons. Lineage: Eukaryota; Fungi; Ascomycota; Eurotiomycetes; Eurotiales; Aspergillaceae.